Messenger RNA from Parasteatoda tepidariorum (common house spider), 726 nucleotides. RefSeq lists its product as uncharacterized. The record is from RefSeq and is a predicted model, not a curated record. NCBI's taxonomy places the organism in Eukaryota, Metazoa, Arthropoda, Arachnida, Araneae, Theridiidae.
GGGAAAAAUAUCGAGUAUAAAAGCUGGAAGAAGGUUUGGUAGACUCACAAUCGUUUUCAGCAGCUUCUAGCUCUCUUGGAUAUAUUUUCGUUAGCGCCUGUUGUUGGAAUAACUAACUUUUAAACAUGAAUGGAAUGGUUGCAAUUGUCUGCCUUGUCAGCCUUUUUUGUGCAGCAGCAAGUGCUGGACCCGUUUUACCAUAUGGAUAUGGCGCUUACCUUGGAGGAUAUGCUCCAUACAGAUCUUAUCCUUAUGCUGUAGCUCCAGUUGCUGCUGCACCUAUUGGUCCCGCACCCGUCGCUGCUGCUCCUGUUGCAGCCCCAGCUCCUGUUGCUGCAGCUCCUGUAGCAGCCGCUGCCGUAGUACCUGAUUAUUACACCUACGCAACAGCUGCUGCUCUUGGAUACCCUGCUGCCGCUGCUACUUUAGGAUACCCAUACGUUGGAGCAUAUUCAAGAUACCCAUACGCCAGACCAUAUGGAGCUUAUGGAGCUUACGCCACCUACCCAUACUACAAGAAAUGAAUACUAAAUCAGCAAUUUAAGGAUACAUACGUCUGAUCUCAGAUUCACUUUCAGGGAUUUGGAUAGUUUUUAUACAGGUUUUCUACAAGUUAUUUCAGAGCGCUGAUGAACAAUUUUCUGCAAAUUGCACAGAUUUGUGAUAAAUUGUUACUAAAAGCUGUAAGUGAACUGGGAUCAAAUAAAGGAUAAUUUCAUAGCUUUA